AGUUUAUACAUUUAUAACUUAUGUGAAUAUUUUGUAUUAAAUUUAACUUGUUAUAAGCAAAUAAACAUAAAUAUGGUUUCAGUAUAUGAAGAUAAUGUAGUCGAAGAUUUACUUAACGGAAAUUUACAUGAAUUACCAAGCGAUGAAGAAAAUGAGCAAAAUGGCAUGGGUGGAGAAGAUCUUUUUGGCGAAGAAGGUGAAGCUGGUGGUAACUCGGGUGAAGCGCAGCCGGGUAUUAAAGUUGAGCCAAAGAAGCGAACAGUGCGAAAUCCGAGACCAAAAUUAUCUCUGGAUACUUUGACGGGACCGCGCGGCAUACAUACAAUAGAAGAAUAUUUCAAGGAUAUUAGUUUCAAAGGAAAAGGACAUGAAAAACGUGACCUAGAUGAGGUGAUGCGUCGUAUGACACAUUGGGCACAUCGGAUGUAUCCAAAUUACAAAUUCGACGAUGUCUUAACAAAUAUCGAACGUAUUGGCAAGAAGAAAUCUCUUCAAGUACAUAUGUCACGUUAUCGUCUGGGUAUGUUGGAAAACUUGAAAAACAUUGGUGACAAAGCACAUGACGAAGAGGAGGAUGGUGAUGCAGAUGCAGCAGCAGAUGAACCCUUUGACGAGUUCGAUGCAUUAUUGGGUGAACAAAUUGCCAUUUCAAAAAUAGCGCCGCGUACGCCUGCACACUACAGUAGUGGUGGUGCUGAUAGAAUUGACGCGACGUUUACAGGCGCUAGUACCAGUACUUUACACACACCAUCAUUUAAUCGCGGUAAUGCAGUCGUGUCUACACCAUAUACCAACAGCGGCCACCCAGGCCAUAAAUUAAAUGAUGGCGACCUAGCGCGUCCACUACCACCGUCACAACCGGCAUCUCCUGCUCCCAAGUUAACAGCAGAGCAAAUGGCGCGUAUAGCAGAAAAUCGUCGUAUAGCAUUGGAGAGGUUGAAAGCGAAAAAAGAACGUUUAGCACAACAGGCAAACGUAACUGUAGAUCUAACAAAGACCAUACCAGAGGAGGCAUAACGUUUCGAAGUAAUUAUUCCGCCACACGUGAGAAUUUGUUAAAUCUAUAAAGUUAGUCAACACAUUUAACCUCCUGAGAUUUAUACUAUGCAGCCACUUAACACUACUAAAUGUGCUUAUCAUUUUUUAUACCGCAGUGUGUCUUUUCUGGGCCUACACAUACAAUACGUCAAACUAUCGGGUGAUCUUUUGAUGAUUAAUCGCAACGAUGUGUUUUUUUCAAUUAAACUCAUAUAAUAACAUACAUACAUACAUAUGUAUGUAUAUAUUACAAAAUACUACAUUUACCGUCUGUCGACAUAAUAUAAAUAUUAGUAAGUCAUUAAAUAUGUAUGUUAACAAAUAUUGGAAUAAACUUAGAGAUAGAAAUUA
Messenger RNA from Bactrocera neohumeralis, 1389 nucleotides. Its product is annotated as protein TIPIN homolog. The record is from RefSeq and is a predicted model, not a curated record. Gene Ontology annotation, cellular component: replication fork protection complex; nucleus. Gene Ontology annotation, molecular function: DNA binding. Lineage: Eukaryota; Metazoa; Arthropoda; Insecta; Diptera; Tephritidae. The transcript is spliced from 3 exons. Gene Ontology annotation, biological process: replication fork arrest; DNA damage response; DNA replication checkpoint signaling. The coding region runs from base 73 to 1017 and encodes 314 amino acids.